Molecule: messenger RNA, 1233 nt
Organism: Symbiodinium necroappetens
Lineage: Eukaryota; Dinophyceae; Suessiales; Symbiodiniaceae
Source: the annotation of a GenBank genome assembly
GCGCCGGCAGUUCACUCAGCCGAGACCCUCCUCCUGGCCACGGCCGAGCUGUGCCGCGGCUUCAACUUGCGAGACCUUCCAGCUCUCGCGAAGCUUGGUGACCGGCUGACGGCUCUCCAGGUGCCCGGAAGCGAGCUGCUCCGAGCUGGCGUGGCUUUCUCGGAUCUGGGCGUGCUACACCCGCCCAUCUUUCAGAGCAUGGCCAAGGCGUUGCUCGGCGCAUGGCCGGAUCCCUUCUCGGCCUCGGAUGCGGCGCAGCUGGCCCGAGUCUUCGCUGUGCAGAGGUUCCGCCAGGAGGAGAUCUUCGCUCGAAUCGCCGUCUGCCUCCGUGGAGGUGUGGAAACCUUGUCACCGGAGGAAGCUCUCAGCCUGCUGCACUCCCAUGCAUUUCUGCGCUUUUGGCCCUCCGAACACAGCGAGAUGAGCGAGGAGCUCUGGGGCGCCCUCGAGCUGCAAGCCCUGUCAGCCGAUUCCCCGCGCCCGGAGCUUUUCUUGCAGCUGUGCCAGAUCCUCUUCCUCGCUCAACGAGACAAACCCGACCUGCCAAAGGUCCUUUCACUGCUGGAAAGAGCUUCUGCCCAACUCCACCAGCGCUCCCCAUGGAGACCUUCGCUCCGGCGGCGAGUGCUACUCCUCCGGAGUGCCCUGAGGUACUUACACCGCGAGGCCUACACCCAGCUGCCCAAAGCCGUGCAGCUGAUGUUCCGAAAAGCGCAUCGCAUGGAACCUGAAGCGCCAUCCAAGCAUGUGGUUCUCUUUGUCCGGAAGCUCAGCGAAGCUUUGACAAAGUUGAAGAUUGGCCACGUGGCCCAGGCAGUUCGCGGUCCUUUCACCUUCGACAUCGUGGAGCGCGAUCGCAAGAUCAUCUACGAGUGCAAUCAUUUCGAUCGGUUCUACAUGGCUUCGACGGAAAAGAUUGCAGCCAGGUGCUUGCAGGAGCGCAUUGCGAAAGCCAUGGGCUACCGAGUGAUUCAGGUGCCGCACUGGCACUGGAACAAGAUCAAGCACCGACGUCAGCGGAUCGAGUACAUCCGCAUGUCCAGGUACUACGCUCUGAAGGACCUCCGGGAACUGGCUCCCCGCGAUGCCCCCGUGCGUGACCUGGCCGAGAACGAGCUGGACUACUUGGGUGAGUACUUCUUUAAGAAGGACAGGCCAUCGUCACCUUGGUCCUGGUUUCAGCCACGUUACGAUGCCAGCAAGCGCCUACCGGCCGCGUCUGGAACGCUGUAG